Solea solea (common sole) is the source of this 2730-nucleotide messenger RNA. RefSeq lists its product as uncharacterized. Lineage: Eukaryota; Metazoa; Chordata; Actinopteri; Pleuronectiformes; Soleidae. The record is from RefSeq and is a predicted model, not a curated record. The transcript is spliced from 2 exons. Gene Ontology annotation, molecular function: DNA binding. Gene Ontology annotation, biological process: DNA recombination; DNA integration. The coding region runs from base 1 to 2730 and encodes 909 amino acids.
AUGAAACCACCCAGGUUCAACGGUGUGUUAGUUUCAGUGGCCAAGGGGGACGCUGCACGGGUUUUGGAAGACGAAAUAACGUCUUUACUGAGCAAACGAGCUAUCAGAGCUGUCACGGCCGAGGAGUCACAACAGGGUUUCUACUCCCGGUACUUCCUCAUUCCCAAGAAGGCAAGCACAGCCCUUCGCCCCAUCCUAGAUCUCCGUGUGCUAAACAAACACCUACGGAAAUACACAUUCAGGAUGUUGACACACAAAGUGCUCUGUCGCUCUAUCCGUCAGAGAGAUUGGUUUGUAACGAUCGAUCUCUCGGACGCGUAUUUUCACAUCGCCAUUCACCCUGCACACAGAAAAUAUCUCAGGUUCGCUUUCCAAGGCAAAACCUACGAGUAUCAAACUGUCCCGUUCGGGCUGUCGUUAGCUCCGAGGGUAUUCAGCAAGUGCGUGGAGGGGGCUCUGUCUCCAUUACGGAGCAAAGGCAUCAGAAUUUUUUCGUACAUAGACGAUUAUCUGAUAUGCGCUGGCUCGCACGAGCAGGCGGUCAUGGAUUCUGCUGUGGUGAUAAAUCAUCUCAGGGAUCUUGGGUUCAGUAUAAACUGGACGAAAAGUCAGAUAGAGCCCGUACAGUGUGCGGAGUAUCUGGAUGGGGAGAGUCGUGUCGUUUCGACUAUGCCUACGUCUGCUCGGCCUGAUGGCAUCAGUGAUAGCUGUGGUGCAUUUAGGUCUGUUGAUGAUGAGAGAUUUUCAGCGGUGGGUUGCAGCUUUGCGCCUGUGCCCGCGCCGUCACCUCAACCGCAGAGUGAAAGUGACUCAGACCUGUGUAAAGUCUCUCCGUCAGUGGAGGAACGCAGGGGCGUUCACCACGGGGGUCCCGCUGGGGACGGUGACGUCCAGGGUUACCAUGACGACGGACGCUUCCCUGUCAGGGUGGGGAGCAACGAUGUCAGGCAGAGCAGUGAAUGGCUCCUGGGGUCCAGAAAUGGCCCAGAUUCACAUAAAUGUUUUGGAGCUCUGGGCAGUGUUUCUAGCGCUGAAACAUUUCCUGCAAUUUCUCCGAGGCCGUCAUGUUCUGGUGAAAACAGACAACUCCACUGUGGUAGCCUAUGUCAACCGUCAGGGAGGCACUCGCUCACUACGGUUACACAAGUUGGCUCGGGAGAUGAUACUGUGGAGCAGCACCAGGCUCCUAUCACUCAGGGCAACACAUGUGCCGGGAGUUCUGAACAGAGGGGCGGACUUGAUGUCUCGUGGGAAUCCUCUGUACGGAGAAUGGUCUCUGCACCCGCAGGUUGUGGACCAGAUUUGGAAGAGAUACGGCCGAGCCGCCGUAGAUCUCUUCGCCUCGCAGGAAAACGCCCGCUGUCCGCUGUUUUUCUCCCUGUCGGACAUCACUGCACCUCUCGGUGUGGAUGCUCUGGCUCACCCGUGGCCAAACGUGCUGCUCUACGCAUUCCCUCCCCUCAGUCUGAUUUCCCCCACCCUGGCCAGGGUGAGGGAGCAGAAUCUGUCUCUCAUACUGGUGGCGCCAAGAUGGCCGUCCAAACACUGGGUGGCGGAAAUAGUUCAGAUGUUGGCGGGCGACCCCUGGCCUCUGCCCAUACGCAGAGACCUCCUGUCCCAGGCACACGGGGAGAUUUACCACCCCCACCCAGACCGCGUGGCGCUCUGGGCCUGGCCCGUGAGAGGUUUAAUUUGGACGCAGCAGGACUGCCUCCGCAGGUUAUAGACACCAUUCAGAGUGCAAGGGCUUCCUCCACCCGUGCUUUGUACGGCUGUAAAUGGCGGGUUUUCGAGGAAUGGUGUGAGUCUAGACUCGCGGUCCCUUUUCAGUGUUCAGUUGUGGACCUGUUGUGUUUUCUACAGGAGCUGGUGGAUAAAGGAAGAGCUUUUUCCACAGUUAAAGUGUACCUCGCUGCCAUCUCAGCAUGUCACGUGGGUUUUGGUGAUAAACCGGUGGGACAGCACCCCCUGGUUUGUCGCUUUAUGAAAGGUGCACGUCGAAAGCUCCCAGUUUCUAGGCACCUGGUUCCACUGUGGGACCUUCUGGUGGUGCUGGAUGCCCUUUCUCGGCAUCCCUUUGAGCCUUUGGAGGCUGUGGGGAUGAAGUUUGUGUCUCUGAAAACGGUGCUGCUUUUGGCUUUGUCUACGGCGAAGCGCGUGAGCGACCUUCAGGCGUUGUCUAUCCGCCCUUCCUGUCUACAGUUCGGUCCGGGACUCUCCAAGGUUUGCUUGCGGCCCAAUCCGGCGUUUGUGCCUAAGGUGGUGGAGUCGGCUUACAGGUGUCCCACAGUAGAGUUGCUGGCUUUUCACCCGCCUCCAUUCUCCUCGACGGAGGAGCAGAGGCUUAACACUUUGUGUCCGGUGAGGGCUCUGCAGUCCUACGUGAGUAGGACGGCAGAUUUCAGGCGUACUGACCAGCUGUUUGUUUCCUGGUCCACUACCCAUAAGGGCAAGCCAUUGUCCCGCCAGAGGCUGUCUCACUGGAUUGUGGAGGCCAUUUCUGUGGCGUACAGUUGCAAAGGUUUGCUGCCGCCCCAGGGUUUGCGUGCUCAUUCCACCAGGAGUAUAGCUGCUUCCUGGGCUCUGUUUAGAGGGGUGUCUGUUCAGGAUAUUUGUGCUGCGGCAAGCUGGGCUACGCCUCACACCUUUGUCAAGUUUUACAGGCUAGAUGUCUCUGGUCCUUCUUUGGCCCAGGUGGUGCUCGGUGCCGGUGCUCCGGGGUUGGAGUGA